UAUCGGUACAGUCUUGACUAAAAUCCUCACCAGACACAAGAUUGAUCCACGCUUGAACUGUGAACAAGAAAUUGUUGAAGAAAUGAGGAUUUUAAUAGCGCUUUCCUCUAGAAACUGUAUGUCAAAAUUGCGACCAGUUCCUGCCAGCGCUCAUUGCAAGCAAACUGUGUUCGUGCAUAAAGAACUUAGAAACUCAUCUCAUGUUUUUCUCAGAUGUGAUGCUUUAAAGCCUUCUCUCUCACCACAAUUUCAAAGGCCCCAUCAAGUGCUAACUCGAAACAGAAAACCAUUUAAAAUUUUGGUCAACGAAAAAGAAGUCGUCGUUAGUAUCGACCGUCCUAAGCCGGCAUUUAUCUGGACACGAGAAGCCACUGGAUCGAAUGCGUCUUCACCAUCGCAAAUUCCGUCUCAAGAUCCACAUCUGUCUUCAACGGACUUCAGUGCAAGCUUUUCCAAGCCUGCGACAGAAACCACGACUUCCGACUUAUCAGAUGCUACGACAAGAACACGCUUGGGUCGUCGAGUUCGCAUGAACCCAAAGUAUUUAUAAAGUAUUGUUAGCACUGGAGGGGGAGUACUGUGGCGACUUGCCUAGUACAUUUCAACGCUGCCAGUCUUGUAAACCAUAGCAACCAAAAAACAAAAUAAUAUUUAUUAUAUUCUAUUGUUAUUAUUAUUAAUGAUCUGUCUCAAAAAUUGUACUACCAUAAUGCCCAAUUCCUUUUUCAAAUUAAUCACUGUCUUUCCGAUCACCUACCUCUGCUACCACUUCGUCUGAUGUUUUUGGGCAGGGGAGGCCAUGUAAUUCUCAAUCCUUAAGAUGUGCCCUACCUCUCCUAAAAGUUUGUCACUGCAUUCAUGAGAC
Molecule: messenger RNA, 865 nt
Organism: Stegodyphus dumicola
Lineage: Eukaryota; Metazoa; Arthropoda; Arachnida; Araneae; Eresidae
Product: putative G protein-coupled receptor No18
Biological process (GO): G protein-coupled receptor signaling pathway
Cellular component (GO): plasma membrane
Molecular function (GO): octopamine receptor activity
Source: RefSeq, a predicted model, not a curated record